AUGAAUUCUGGCUUUGUCAAUGGCGUUAAUGGCGGACUCGGCGAGCGUGGGAAUUCGGCCACAUUGGACAAGGUCGAUAAACUGCGCGAACUCAUCGGCAGCCGGAUUUCCCUUCCACAGCUUGUCGUCGUCGGUGACCAAAGCUCCGGCAAAAGCUCUGUCCUCGAGGGCAUCACUGGCUUCGCAUUCCCACGGGAUGCAGAGUUAUGCACUCGCUACGCAACUCAAAUUACCUGCCGCCGUGAAGAUUUUGAGUCUGUCACUGUGAACAUCGUCCCCCACGAGGAUACAAACCAGGAUGAGGUUGCCAGGCUCAAGCGCUUUUCUCGCACUUGGAACACAUCAGUGGAGAUGGAUAACGUGAAGCUCGGCGAAGUUUUCAGAGACGUUAAUCAAGAGCUUGGUAUUAGCUCAGGUCGGCGUGGUCCGGUCGAGCUCAAUCCUGGGAAUGCUUUCAGCCAACAUCUGCUGAAGGUCGAAAUCUCUAGUCCCAAUCAAGAGCAUUUUACCGUAAUCGACGUGCCUGGCAUAUUCCGCACAGAAACGCUUGGUGAGUCCACCCGUCGUAGUCAUCUAUCCCAAAAGCCUAAGCCUGAGCGAAAUCCUUCUGACUACCCGGCAUUCUGGGCAGGCCUAACUACUGAAAGCGACAUUGUCCUGGUUAGGAACAUGGUAAUGACCUAUAUGAAAGAUUUCAGAACCAUUAUCCUCGCCAUAGUUCCAGCCAAUGUCGACCCAGCAACCCAGGAGAUUUUGAGGCUAGCCAAGAAGGUUGACCCUAACAUGAAGAGGACCAUGGCCGUCUUGACCAAGCCAGACCUUGCGAUCGAAACUACCAUAAAGCAGAUUGCAAUUGACCACGUUAAAGGUAAAAGAGGUGAAUUGACAUUGGGCUACUACAUCGUCAAAAACCGUGGUCCAGACGACGCCGGCAUGACAUUGGAGGAAGGCCAAAGAAAAGAAACAGCUUUCUUCUCUGCGGAGCCAUGGUCGGACUUGAAGCGGACCGGCAAGACGGGAACCGAAGCGCUCAAAGCCCAAGUUCGCGCCCUUCUGGCCGAUCUGGUCAAAAACGAAUUUAAAAAGCUUAGGUCCGAAGUCGAAGAAGAGCUGCGGACGCUGUCAGAUAAGGAGCGUGCCAUGGGGCCCCCGAGAUCUGACUCCAACUCACAGCGAGCCUAUCUAGGUAGCUUGUGCGACCAAUUUCAGUCCAUCACUCGUGACGCACUGAAUGGCAACUACACACAGCAUGUCGAGUUUUUUAGCAAGGAGUCUCACAGGCUCAUCACUCGCAUUGUGGAGCUCGACGAGCAAUUUUCAGCUGGGAUAUGUGCAUACGGCCACACUCGAGCAUUCACCAAUAAGCAGAAUUCUGGGCCGAUUGUAUUGCCAAAGAAAAAGGGGAAGAAAGUUUUGGUCGAUGAGCCUGGGCGUCUCACGUCUGAGAGCAACAAUCCAAUUAAUCCUUCUAUCGAAUUAUCAAAGGUGUUUCCGAUCGUCAAUGAACUCUCUGCAUCAAACGACUGGAAUCCUCUAAAUAGCGCCUUCGGUGCAGUGGAAAACUCGUUCGAGAGUGACGAAAGCAUUAUGGAGUAUAUCCGCAAAGUUUACACCAACAGCCGGAGUGCUGAACUAGGCACGGCAAGCCAACACCUACCUUUCAACGGAUCGCUACUUGCAACUGUAUUCAUGGAGCAGUCCAAAAAUUGGCAAGCACUCACGAAAAUGUAUAUUUGGAUUGCCAGCCGUCUGGUUGAAAGCUUUCUCAAAGAUGCCAUCAAGGCAAUCUGCCCGGACUCCCAAGUCGAAGAAGAGCUGUGUGAAAUCUUCAUUCGUGAUCACGUUGGUAUUUCCUUUGCUAGUGCUGAAGAGCACGCAAAGCUCCUGCUGAAAAUGGAGCGUGGGUGCCCCCCAUGGACGUUGAACGAUUACUUCAACGACAACCUAUCAAAGAACCAAGGAAGCCGACUUGUUUCCAAUAUCAGAAAAGUCGCCGGCGUGGCAUCCGAAAGUUUGGGAGAAUGGCAUUCGGAAAAGAUCGCCCACACGCUUACCGAGGACCAACUCCAAAGCAUAGCAACUUACAAUCAGAGCAAUGCCGAAAAUAUGCAGGAAUAUAUUCACGACGUCCUCGAAAGCUACUACAAGGUUUCCAUGAAGCGCUUUAUUGACAACAUAUCCUUACACGUCGUACACCACGAUUUGCUUUACGCUGAAAGCGGUCCGUUGAAAGUUUUCAACUCCAAGUUCGUGCAUGGUCUAGGAGAGGCUCAAUUGGAGCAGAUCGCUGGUGAAAGCAGCCUUGUGAGGAUAGAGAGGGAGAGGCUCGCACAGGACAUCGCGAGCUUCAGGGCCGCAUUUGAUGUCCUCAAAGGCACAUCCGUUAAAGGCGGUUAA
Pyricularia pennisetigena is the source of this 2397-nucleotide messenger RNA. RefSeq lists its product as uncharacterized. Lineage: Eukaryota; Fungi; Ascomycota; Sordariomycetes; Magnaporthales; Pyriculariaceae. Gene Ontology annotation, cellular component: cytoplasm; microtubule; membrane. Gene Ontology annotation, molecular function: GTPase activity; GTP binding; microtubule binding. The transcript has 5 exons. Bases 1 to 2397 code for a protein of 798 amino acids. The record is from RefSeq and is a predicted model, not a curated record.